This is a messenger RNA of Emericellopsis cladophorae, 1158 nucleotides long. RefSeq names its product Succinate--hydroxymethylglutarate CoA-transferase-like protein. Lineage: Eukaryota; Fungi; Ascomycota; Sordariomycetes; Hypocreales; Bionectriaceae. The transcript has a single exon. Gene Ontology annotation, molecular function: catalytic activity. The coding region runs from base 1 to 1158 and encodes 385 amino acids. The record is from RefSeq and is a predicted model, not a curated record.
AUGUCAAGCACCUCAACUUCUGAGCUCCCCUUGGAUGGCAUAACCGUUGUCGCGCUUGAGCAAGCCAUUGCCGCCCCCUUCUGCACACGCCAACUCGCCGAGCUCGGCGCACGGGUUAUUAAGGUUGAGCGUCCUGGCGAGGGGGAUUUUGCACGAGCAUAUGAUACCCGUGUCGUAGGGCAGUCAUCGCACUUUGUCUGGACAAACCGAUCCAAAGAGUCGUUGGCGCUGAAUGUCAAGGAUCCCAAAGAUUUCAAGGUUCUGAAAGCCUUGUUAGCAACAGCCGAUGUCCUGGUCCAGAACCUGGCGCCUGGCGCCUCAGACAGGCUAGGCCUAGGAUGGGACAGAUUGAAGGAGGAAAAUGACAAGAUCAUCGUGUGUGACAUCUCGGGGUAUGGAAGCCACGGUCCUUACACCCACAAAAAGGCAUACGACUUGCUUGUGCAGAGCGAAGCUGGUCUCCUCUCUAUCACGGGCACGCCCACCACACCCGCCAAAGUAGGCAUUUCCGUGGCAGACAUUGCCGCAGGCACUGCAGCUUUCCAGAACAUCCUCGCCGCGCUGCUGAAGCGAGCUAAGACCGGCAAGGGCUCCAGAAUCGACAUCAGUAUGCUCGAGAGUAUGGCUGAGUGGAUGAGUUUCCCCAUGUACUAUGCGUAUGAAGGACAGGAAGCGCCCAAGAGGGCGGGUGCGGAGCACGCGACAGUGUAUCCGUACGGGCCCUUUGAAACAGGUGGCGGAGGAUCUGUGAUGCUCGGCAUCCAGAACGAAAGGGAGUGGGCAAAGUUAUGUGAGAUUGUGUUGGGUGAUGCCAAUCUCGCAGCGGAUGAGCGUUUCAAGAACAACAGCCUACGAUCGCACAACCGAGCGGAGCUCAAGGCGAUCAUUGUAGACCGAUUUUCCAUGAUGACCGCCGAAGAGGUGCUUGUCAGGCUCGACGAGGCGACCGUGGCGAACGCCAAAGUGAACGAUAUGAAGAGCCUAUGGGACCAUCCGCAAUUGAAGGCCCGUGGGCGUUGGACAGAGGUUGAUACCCCUGCCGGACGGGUACCAGCACUUCUGCCGGCGGGAGUGGCAACCGCCGCGGAUGCAAGGGUUGGACCCGUUCCGAAGGUCGGCGAGCAUAAUGCGAAAAUCCUCGAGGAACUGGGCAUGUGA